This is a messenger RNA of Orbicella faveolata, 2669 nucleotides long. RefSeq names its product adenylosuccinate synthetase isozyme 2-like. Gene Ontology annotation, molecular function: GTP binding; adenylosuccinate synthase activity. Gene Ontology annotation, cellular component: cytoplasm. Lineage: Eukaryota; Metazoa; Cnidaria; Anthozoa; Scleractinia; Merulinidae. The record is from RefSeq and is a predicted model, not a curated record. Gene Ontology annotation, biological process: IMP metabolic process; 'de novo' AMP biosynthetic process.
AAACCAGUACCUGGGCAGUGGUCGACUUCAAAAAGACAUAAGACCUCGAUGAGCUCUAAACUUGAGCCAGCUAUGUGGCCAUGUAAUGCUGGUCAGUAGAUACCUCUGUUUGAAAGGUGUCAAUUGACCAUAAUGUGGAUGUCCAAUAUCAAAGAUGUACCAAGAUAAACCAAGUCUGCAUGUCUUGUUAACUAUGGCUGCCAUUUGCAUGACAUCAUCGUGGUUGUCAUGCACAUGCACCGAUGAGCAAUACCACUAGCCAUGAUGAUCAUGAGAAAAGCUAUUCAUGGGGUCCUACAAGUAUGGUGUUCCACCUGGUGGCCCUUUGGGCUGCCGGAGCUCAGCAAAAAGUGGCUUCACUAGGAUGGUCACACAUGAAUUGAUAUUCCUUCUGUAUUAAUGUGCCGUAGGUGUGUUGUAACAAGGGUGAAUAUCCCUGUCCAAUUAACCCAGUUUAGUCCAUUUCAUAGUUUUCUUAAACAAUUCAGUCAGUUCAUGGUUCAGCACAUGUGCAAGCCACAGCGUAGCCAUAAAUUACCUCUCUUGCUUUCUUACUGAAUCGCAUACAGGUACAUUGUAGAAUGAAUAUAAUGCCAGAAUUUAAAGGAAGAUGUAAACAGAUUAGCAGAGGAUGGAUUACUUCAAAUUUAUUAUUUAGCCUGAGUAACAUACAAAUGAAAUUGUAACAAAAGAACACCUAUUGUGCUAGAGUAAUGUGCUUGAAUAAACUGGGCUAAUACAAAGGGAAGUACAUGAAUCAAGCUGUGAAACCAUCCCUUUAAAUGCUGUAUAAAGUUCCUCUUCAUAAUCAGCUUUUCAUUUGUUGAGCGUCAAAAUAGGAAAUUGAUUUUUAAACAUUAUUUAUUUAUUUAUUUAUUUAGGAGCUUGGAGAAAAGAUGCAGCAGAUCGGAAAGGAGUUUGGAGUGACAACAGGCAGAAAGCGACGGUGUGGCUGGCUUGAUCUUGUGAUGAUCAAGUACUCUCACAUGAUUAAUAAUUUUACAAGUCUUGUGAUUGCCAAGCUUGAUAUUUUGGACACAUUUGAAGAAGUGAAAAUUGGAGUCGCAUACAGGCAUAAAGGAACAGUUUUGGAAUCAUUUCCUGCUUCUGUGGAAAUUUUGGAUGAAGUUGAAGUUGAUUACAUCACCCUCCCUGGCUGGAUGACCAGUAUUGAGCAUUGUAAAACGUUCCAUGAACUGCCAGCCAAUGCUCAGGCUUACAUUAGAAAGAUUGAAGAAAUAACACAAAUACCAGUGCAAUGGGUUGGAGUUGGGCAAUCCAGGGAUGCCAUGAUCACUUUGUUUUAGUAAAAUUUGCCCUCAUUGAAAGAGAGUCAGCACCACAAUAUAGACGUUGUCGCGCAGCAUUGUUUUCAUAUCGCUAUAUUCUCUGAAAGUAAUCAAGAAUGAACUUUGUUUUUUGGGAACAAGACAAAUAACUUAUUUCAAUAGGGUGCUGUUUAAAAACAUUGCCAGUAAAACUAAAUCUUGUAGUUUUCAUCACGUCCCUGCUGCUGAGUAACGAUAUUUCUUAAGUACAUUUAGCUGAUGUCACAAUAGACUGCUAUCGAUAUAUUUAAAGCCUAGAGACACAAACAAGAGAAAUAAAUAAAAUUGCUCAUUCAAUUUCUAUUGUUUGUAUCCUUUAGGUCUUGCUGACUAGCUGUAUAUACCAAUAUAUCGCAAACAGUCUAUUUUCGCAACAUGUUUUCUAGGCAAGAAUGAGAAAUCUAGGUACCUUGAUGAAGUUUUGCCAAAGAAGAUUCUCAUCUUUCUAAGAGUAUUCUGAUCCCAUUUGUAGAAAUUUUUUAGUAAAGGUGGUAAUAUUUUUCAGAGCUUGGAAAAUGGCUAAUAAUGAUCUUGUGAGAAAUACACAUGGCUGGGUUGUUCAAUGUUGUUGGUAAUGUAGUAUUUUAACGACAACAAAAAAAUGCGUGUAAUUGAGUAAACAAUAAGUAUUCUAAAGAAGAGGUUUAUUGCACCAAUAGACAAGUAGAGGCUUAUUUAUUGACUGAAGAUGAUCUUUAAAGGUAAAUCAACAGGCCUUUCUGGUUAAGGGCUUGUUUCCUUUAAAUUAGACCCAGUGGUUAAUUUACAUUUAUCAUUUUCCAUGAUAUUGUCUUAUGUCAUUUACCCUUACAAAAGCAGCUUGGUUUUCUGUUGGCAGACAAAAAAUAAAUAGCUACUUUUACCUGACACAUGUCUCAAGUUUAGCAUUUCAGUGGUAAAGCUGAGCGUUGCUGUUGUAUCCAGUCAGUUAAAUGUCUCCUGGUUACACUAAGUUAUCACGUUUAGUCAAACCAAGGUACAGAUACUAAGAGUAGUAUUAGUAUAUUAUUAUUAAAGUAACCUUUCGUUUUUAGGAGGCCUUAUCAUUUUCAAGCCAACCGAGUUUCUUUUUAAGUCCUCUCUGUGUAAUUCUAACUUAUUCAUACAUUUUCAUAUUGAGCUUAAAGUGUGCAAAAAGUGACAUGAAAUAUGAAUUAUUUAAGAGUGUAAUUUUUUUGGAAAAUACUUGUCAACUUAUGGUCGGCUGGUGGGAUCUUUUAAGUCAGUAAGCCACAAGACAUAUGGUUCUAGAAUUUUAAUUCAGUGUGAACAGGCUAAGUACAUAAGGUCUUUUUUUCUUGCUUAAGAUGUGAAUUUUUGAUUAAACUUAUUUCAACACUU